GUACUGGUUUGGCUUUGCCACUACACCUCGAUGAUUCGACGAAGAAGUCAGACAUAGGAACAUGCGCAUGUCCUCGUGCACAUUUUGAGUCGAAGAAAAAGUAGGAAGGCUUCGCAUUGCACUUCGCGUGAAGAAUUGCCGACAGACGCAGACGCUGUCAAGCAGCUUAGGGUGUCGAACCAUGCAAUCAAAUGCCGACACAACGGCGAGAUGGGACCAGAGGUUUGAAUCUGUCAUCAGCUCUACGAAGCAAUCUCAGCCUGGGAGCCGAAAGUUGUCAUUCUUUGAAGGGGACACUAUGCCGUUGUGCGCACCGUAUGAGCCCAUCAGCGCUGACCGCCCAGUCUUCCAGGACGCCAGCAGGUCGCGCAGAAUGUCUGUUCACGACGUCCCGCCAUCCAUCUCCAGAAACAUUGGCAUCAAGUCAGAGAACCAACAGUUCGCCAGGCCACACACAAGAAAAAUUCUCGUCCUCUCCAUGCUGCUGAUAGUAUCCGUCCUCCUGUUCCUUUACUACUACCUUCGUAACACGGAGCAAGAUGUGAUCACUGUGGACACCAGAUCUGGUCGGUACAGAGGCAGAAAAUAUAAAUUUCAGGGGAUCCCCUUCUUCAGCUUUUUGGGCAUCCCCUUCGGAAGAAACACCACCGGUCAGAACAGGUUCCGUCGGUCACGUGGUUUCCACUACGUGGGAGGAGAGGAGGUAAUAGAUGCUACGCGUCACAAGCUGCCCUGCACUCAAGCACAGAUAGCAGCAGUUUUCGAGCCUCACAACGAGACCACUGAGGACUGCCUUCACUUGAAUUUGUGGACGCCUUCCGUACCACAACCGAGGCACGUGCAGAAGACUACGCUUGUGUUCUUCUAUGGAAUCGCCUUCAAGUGGGGAUCCAACAGCGAUUACGAUGCCUCUCCUCUGUGUGCUCUAGGGGACGUUAUCGUCGUUGUGCCCAACUAUCGGCUACACGCGCUUGGUUUUCUUGGUGACGGUUCUGACGACGCUCCAGGAAACGUGGCUCUCUACGACCAGCUAUUAGCCCUCGACUGGGUGCUUCAAAAUAUUAUGUUCUUCGGUGGUAACACGUCUUCCGUAGUCCUGCACGGCUACGAGGCGGGUGCAGUGUCCAUCGGUUAUCAUAUGCUGUCUCCCGUCAAUACCUGGGCCAAGACAUUCACAAGACUCAUUCUACAGAGUGGGUCGUUCUAUCGUCCGUACAAGAGAAGCACGAUGCCGUCAAAGGUGAUGAAGAUGUUGGGAUGUGAGCGCGGUGGGUGGCCCUGUCUUCGGGCGAAGGACGCGAGGACCUAUAGCUCCCGAGGCAUGUACAAGAACUACGACUUCGAUGUACUAUUCUACUCCGACUAUCUACCAUAUAGUCUCCCCCAUUUAGUCAACCUUUAUCCCUUGAAAGGCAAACAGGUACUACUGGGAAAUGUCCUGGAUGAAGGCAGAUUCCUGGUGGAAAUGCACAAAAUAGAAAUGGGCUUGAGAACGGACAUUAAUGCGGAACCAUUGGUGACGUUGUACGCGCAAAAAGAGUUGAAGGCAGUGAACGUACACGACUUCGAGUCCAUUCGCAAGCUCUAUGCAAACGACUCUGUUUGGGAAAGUGAUGUGGGCAAAGAAAUCGCCAAAGAUAUCUUGGGAGAUUUUCUCUUCAACUGCCCCGUCAGGUAUCUCGCUUCUCACCUGGCAUCUCAAGGAAGCACUGCUUACGUGUACAUUUGGACUCACAAGCCGUCAUUUGGACCUUGGUGUUUGGAGGAAGUUGGUCCGACGUUAUACGAUGACCUCGCCUUCGUUUUCGGCAAGCCACUCCUGGAAGAAAGUCUGGCAACGGAAGAGGAGAUAACUCUUAGUCGGAGUACCAUAGCGCUCUUCACGGACUUCGCCAAGACAGGCACAUUGCCGCCCGUAGAUGGAGCGCCCUGGCCGCCGUAUAGCUGCGACAGCCCACUGGCAGUGGCGAUCACUGUAAAGGGUUUGGAAAAACAAGCUACCUCCGUGGACAAGUGUUCCAAACUGCGGCAGUACAUCGUCCGCGGCUGAGCUCAGUCAACGUCAGUGUCAGCGUCAUCAACAAAUACUCAAUAGUCUAAUGUUGAGAAAGUUGUACACUUUCUAUCUUAUCCAUUGUGUUGUGCCAUGAGAAAUUCGUGUACGUAAGUGAGGAAAAAUCAAUA
Ornithodoros turicata is the source of this 2184-nucleotide messenger RNA. RefSeq names its product acetylcholinesterase-like. NCBI's taxonomy places the organism in Eukaryota, Metazoa, Arthropoda, Arachnida, Ixodida, Argasidae. Gene Ontology annotation, molecular function: acetylcholinesterase activity. The record is from RefSeq and is a predicted model, not a curated record. Gene Ontology annotation, biological process: choline metabolic process; acetylcholine catabolic process. Bases 182 to 2050 code for a protein of 622 amino acids. The transcript has 9 exons. Gene Ontology annotation, cellular component: plasma membrane.